Linum tenue is the source of this 732-nucleotide messenger RNA. NCBI's taxonomy places the organism in Eukaryota, Viridiplantae, Streptophyta, Magnoliopsida, Malpighiales, Linaceae. The record is from the annotation of a GenBank genome assembly.
AUGGCUAGCCAGAGCCGCGCCGUGGUGAGAUCGUCGAAAGUGGGGAUCAUCGGCGCCGGGGUGAGUGGGGUGGCGGCUCUGAAGCAGCUGGCCCACUACGACCCCGUGGUGUUCGAGGCCGGCGACUGCAUCGGCGGCGUGUGGAAGAGCUGCUCUUACCACUCCACCAAGCUCCAGUCCCCGCGCAAGGACUACGAGUUCGCCGACUUCCCUUGGCCCAACAGGGACGACCCUACCUUCCCCUCCCACCUCGACAUUCUGGACUACCUCACGUCUUAUGCUCACCGUUUCGAUCUCUUCAAGUACGUCAACUUCAACACCAAGGUGGUGGAGAUCAGGUUCGUCGGCGGCGAUGGAGGUGGUCGUCAUGAUCUACACCAAACCGGCGGUGACGGUGAGUAUGGAGCCCUUCUCCCCGGCCGCCCGGUCUGGGAGGUGGCUGUGCGACCCAAUGGUCCGGAGAGUACCAUACAGUGGUACGAGUUUGAAAUGCUGGUGGUGUGCACGGGGAAGUAUGGUGACGUACCGAAAAUACCAGAGUUCCCGCAGAAGAGAGGGCCGGAGAUAUUCAAGGGGAAGGUGAUGCACUCCAUGGAUUACUGCAAACUGGACAAGGAAGAAGCGACGGAGUUGAUGAGAGGGAAGAAGGUUGCCAUCAUCGGCUAUCGAUUUGGCUGUGGAAUGCGCUCAAGCAAACCAAGGUACUUUUUCUUGCCUUAUUUUCUCUGUUAA